GACAAGAAGGGCAAGGGACAGAAACCUGUGACGGAGAAACCUCAUUCCUAGUCUCCACCUGGGAGUUAGUAAAUAUUUGUGUGUUAGGAGUGUGACUAUGACAUAUUUUUCUUAGAUAUGCUAUUUACAGUUGCUAAAGAUUUUGGUGAUAUUUGGAACAGGCUGUUUGAUCACCGACCUUUUUUAAGUGGAGAAAUAAAAUAUUUUAUCAAAGAAUUUGAGGAAUCGAGAGGAGAUAGUGAAGUCGUAAAAUUAGCUGAUGUUGGUGAAUGGAUCAAUGAUAUUAAGCAUAAUCAAAUACCUGAAGCCUCUACUGCUGUUGAUGAUUUGAAAAAAGUGAACAUUCUUCUUGAUAUUGCUUUGCAGACCUGUGAUACUAUUUUGGAAAAAGAGGAAAAUUUUGACAUAGAUUCAUUGUUAGCCAGUAAGCGUGCUAUUCGUAAAGAAAGGUGGGAAAAAUUUGAAAAUGAUCUUACUGAACAAUAUGCUAGAGUAGAGAAAAAAUUUGAUGAUCAUGAAAAAGAUAUAAUUUCAUUUUAUGAAAACUUAGAGAAAAACUUGACCAUUUAAAGAUCACAGAACAUUAGUCAAAAUGACAGUUGCUAGCGACUCCUUUCAACUAAUGAUUAAACUCAAUAGAGAAAUGGCUGAGGCUUUCAAAGAAGCAAUGGAAGGCAAAGAAGACAUUCCAGAAAGCAUCAAGAUGUGUUCCAAAGAAGGUAACCUAGCUACCGUUGAUGACAUCACAUGGCUUCAUUCCAAUAAAAAGAGCACACCUGCUUUCCAUGAACUGAUAUCUGGCUGUGAAUUACAAUUACCCAAGCCAAUUGAAACUCCAAGGAAUCCAGAACUUGAAGCUAGAAUUCAACGAUUGAAAGCAGAACAAGAAGAAAGGGAAUAUAGAAGAAUGAUUAAAAAUGUUGAAAGUACCAAGCGAGCAAGGAUUCAAGAGGACUCAAUUGGUUUUCAGUUAAGGCAGAUAAACAGGCAGCUUUUAGCGAUUCUGCAGUUUGUGUUUUCAGUCGCAGCUGGUUUCAUGUUUGGAUUCUUUGGUGUUCAGUUUAUGACUGGUGAACUCGAUUUUGGAUUCAGGUUACUCCUUGGUGUUAUUUGUUCUCUCAUUAUUGCUUUAGCAGAAAUUUAUUUCCUCGCCAAAAAGCUGGCUGAAGAAGAUGAGCCAUAUGUUCCUCCCCAACCCGUUCGUAAACUCCAUCAAGACUAAAUAAAGAUACCUUAAUUCAAAUUGUAAAUAACAUUAAUAUUAAAUAAGUAUAAAAGUGUUACUAUUGAAUGUUUAUUUGGUUGAUGUAGUAAAGAAUUAUAUUACGCAUUA
Molecule: messenger RNA, 1333 nt
Organism: Nezara viridula (southern green stink bug)
Lineage: Eukaryota; Metazoa; Arthropoda; Insecta; Hemiptera; Pentatomidae
Source: the annotation of a GenBank genome assembly